Molecule: messenger RNA, 2704 nt
Organism: Sphaerulina musiva SO2202
Lineage: Eukaryota; Fungi; Ascomycota; Dothideomycetes; Mycosphaerellales; Mycosphaerellaceae
Exons: 3
Coding region: 105-1199 (364 amino acids)
Biological process (GO): positive regulation of catalytic activity
Cellular component (GO): fungal-type vacuole; cell periphery
Source: RefSeq, a predicted model, not a curated record
GUAUACCCAGCCUCUCGCAGCGCACCGGGCUUGUGCUGUGAGCGGCGCUGGCAGAGACAGAGACAGAGAGAGAGAGAGAGAGUCCACAGGAGAGACCGGCGACGAUGCCUGAGAUGCAGCAGCGCUCCGCGCUCCUCAUUCCGUCACAACCUCAGCAGCGGCGUCUGCCCGACACGUCUGCAUCGCACGCCUCGUCCUCCACCGCCGCGGACUCCGAUCCUCACCAGGCAAACUCGCUGCCGCCAUGGAUCCAUGUCAACGACGAGGCAGCGCCCUUCUUGGAGCCUGCGCCGAUACUGCCCAAUACCCGACACUACAAAGUCCCUCCGAAAUACCAGCCCGGGAGGAAGCUGGACGCCUAUCGGGAUGCAGAGCCCGGCCUACUGUCUGCCCCGAUAGCAGAUCACCAGGUGCGGUGGAUUCCGUUCAUGCAGUCGGGUCCAAACCCACGAGAGCAGCGUGAUCAACGCAUCGUACGGAGCGACUCGUGGAUGCGCGAGAAUGUGCCCAUAUUCAACCGGGCGUGGCAAGAGGAGGACGAAAUGAUGCCGGAAAGCAAAAGACACCGUGGCUUGCCAGGCCUUCUGUUUCGAGGGAAGUGGUUAAUCAGUCCGGAAAGACAGGAAAGAAGUGUACGACUCUUUUGGCGAUUGUUGCUUAAGAAUGCCUUCGUGCCUCUGGGGUUUCGCGUCUUCGUCCUCUCCUUUUCGUGCGCUGCAUUGGGGGUUGCAGGCACAAUUUUGAAGUCUGUGAACAGUGUCAAUCGGGACAACGACGCUUUCAACCAGUGCGCGCCACGCGCUUCUACAUAUAUGGGCAUCAUCGUGCCUGCCGUGGCCAUACCAUACAUUGGAUAUGUGACGUGGGACGAGUAUACCUCGAAACCACUCGGGCUUCGUUCUGUUGCCGCCAAAGUCCUCUUACUACUCUGCGAUCUCUACUUCAUUGUCUUUUCAGCAUCGAACCUCUCUCUGGCCUUCUCUGCUCUUUUCGAUGGUAGCUGGGCUUGUUUCGAGACAGGCCAAAUGCUUAUUGGCCAGCAAUACAUCGACAUUCCCAAGACGUGCCCGAAUAACCCCAACAUCUGCUAUAAGCAGAAAGCAUUGUCUGGAGUACUACUGAUUACGCUGUUGGCGUGGCUGUUAUGUUUUAGCGUAAGCGUGCUCAGGGUCGUGGAAAAGCUGCGACUGGAGUAUUAGAAGCACUCGCGCCGAGCACAUGGGGCGCAUGACUAUUUGAUGACUUGACGACCCGGCAUACUGGAGGAUCAGCGAUACCCUGAGCGGUUCUGGAGCGUGUGAUUUUUGUGUGCAUAUUGUUGCAACAGGGGCUUGUACAAAUGGGUGGACAGCAGCGUCUUACUGCAUUAUAGCUUCGAUGGCAUGACGCCUGUAUUCAUAUAUUCCUUAUAUAUAGCAUUCUUCAUGUGAAGCCCUUAUACUGGCUAAUGGUUCUGGUAGUCUGAUCAAACCAAAAGCUCUUUAAUCAUAAAAGUUCUCCGAAUCCAACGCAAAUUCUUUGAUGUGCAGGCGAACGCUCAUCAUUGGCCUGGAAGCUCCCUUGGUUCUAGCGCUGUCGUCGUAAGAGGUAGCGCGCAUGCUUCCCGCGUUUGGUAGAAAAAAAGAAGAAGCCAAAGGGAAAAGGAAAAAAAGAAAAAAGAGGCCUGUGAGGUUAAUUCCCACCAAAAACCCUGCCCGCUCACUCGCUCAAUGGUGCCCUCGCAAGGAUCCCAAGAGGAAGAAGAAGAAGAGGAAGAAGAGGAAGAAGAGGAAGAAGAGGACACAAUCACUCUCUCUCCCUCUCCCCUCUCUCUUAACACAACAAAGCAUCAUCGUAAUCAAUGCCAUCAAACAAGCCCAACACGACAUCCAACAUGGGCCCUCGCAAUUCCAGAGCAGAUUCCGAAUCACCAUCUUCUCCCCCAAACAUUCUCUUAUCCCGCGUGAUUGCCGAUUCUACUCCUCCUACUGUUGCAGAGUAAGAAGAGUAAGAGUCUUCCCGGAAUACGUGAUUGAGGAGAUGGAGGUCUCGAGGAUGUGGAUGUUCAUAAUGAUGCUCAUGAUGAUAGUGAUGAUGAUAGUUUUUUGGAAUGGUGGUGGUGGCGGUGGUGGUGCUCGAUGGCGCAAGACGGAUAGGUUUUGGUAGAGUUGCGUAAGUGUAUUCCGGGUAGUAGUUUGGGGGCGGCGAGGAGGAAAAUUCGCUGCUUGGAGGACUGAUUCCGCGGUUGUGGUAGUAGGAGCCGUAAUAGGCGGGAUAGGAUGAGGAGGAGGAGGAGGAGGAGGUUGUUCUUGUUGUGGUGGUAUUAAUAGUACUAGUAGUGGUAGGAUUCUGAUGUUGUGCCCUCCUCGACUUGUUUGAUCGGUGGCGAAUUCGUUUGCGGUUUUUGGGGGCCGUUAUGGUUUCGUAUGGUAUAUCGUGGUAUUUAGGCAGCAGUGGCAGAUCGAAGCGUGAGGGCGUCAUUACAGGAGUAGAGGUAGAGACUGUGCUGUUGUUGUUGUAGCAGUAGUAGUGGUACAUGUAGUGCAAGGAGAUGUGGUUUUUUGAUACUUCGACGCCGGGAACAGACGACGCCACGCCACGUAGAUAUAGAAUCUGAUCGAGUGUCGAACGACAUAUCAGAUGACUUGAGGAUAUGAGUCUAUGGCCGAGCUCGGGAUAUCGUGGUCGGAGCUCAUGUUGUCAUCGAGAAUCUUCUCUCGACCGU